This is a messenger RNA of Suillus bovinus, 183 nucleotides long. RefSeq lists its product as uncharacterized. Gene Ontology annotation, molecular function: hydrolase activity, acting on carbon-nitrogen (but not peptide) bonds, in linear amides. The record is from RefSeq and is a predicted model, not a curated record. Lineage: Eukaryota; Fungi; Basidiomycota; Agaricomycetes; Boletales; Suillaceae. The transcript is spliced from 2 exons. The annotation marks the transcript as partial.
UUCACCUCGUGCUAUUGCGAGGAAAACAUAUAUUUCCUUCUCCAUCGCUUUCCGGAACAAGCACAGGUGAAAAUUACAUGGGACAUUUUUGCUGUCAUUAUAUCGAAUGUGACCAGGACGCUAAAUUGUGUUGCCCUUUGGAGUCAACUCAAGGCGUCUGCUGCAAACACAGCAGUAAUUUGA